Molecule: messenger RNA, 1338 nt
Organism: Dracunculus medinensis (Guinea worm)
Lineage: Eukaryota; Metazoa; Nematoda; Chromadorea; Rhabditida; Dracunculidae
Source: the annotation of a GenBank genome assembly
AUGAACUGGUUUCUGAAAAACUGGCUACUGGUAUCAACAAUAAUUGCAGUAGUAUUUGGUGCCUUAUUUGGAUUCAUAUUACGUUCACUUAGUUUAAGUCCGCAAUCCAUCAUGCUUAUCAGUUUUCCGGGAGAAAUUUUGAUGCACAUGCUCAAAAUGAUGAUUCUCCCACUUAUCACCAGUUCACUUAUAUCAGGCUCUCUGGCCAUUCUAUAUUAUUUUGUUACAACAGCAGUUGCUGUCGUGACUGGCAUAUUCCUCGUACUAAUGAUUCAUCCCGGUGAUCCCAACAUUAAAGAAGAUUUAGGUGAAGGAACCGAAGGAAAAACAGUCAGUACAAUAGAUACAUUCUUGGAUUUGAUAAGAAAUAUGUUUCCUGAAAACAUCGUUCAAGCAUCGUUUCAACAGGUACAAACAAAGUAUAUUGAAGUUAAACCGAAAAUAUUGAAAAAAAAUACCACUGAAUUGCAACUUGCAAUCAGUAACGGUUCAAUGAGCAUUCUCAAACCUACUGUUGAGUAUACAGCUGGAAUGAAUGUAUUGGGUAUUAUCGUAUUUUGCAUUGCUUUUGGAAUCGUUUUAAGUCAACUUGGUGAGCAAGCUCGUGUCAUGGUAGAAUUUUUUGCAGUGAUGGAUCAAGUUAUAAUGAAACUUGUUAUGAUGGUCAUGUGGUAUUCUCCCAUUGGCAUUCUCUGUUUAAUUAUGGGUAAAAUUUUGGAAAUUCGAGAUCUAGCUGAAACAGCGAAGAUGCUUUUCAUGUAUAUGUUAACUGUACUUUCCGGUCUAAUUAUUCAUGCUCUCAUAACUUUACCAACAAUCUUUUUUCUUUGUACUCGAAAAAACCCUUUUGUCUAUAUGCGUGGAUUAUUACAAGCUUGGAUUACAGCACUUGGAACAGCUUCGAGUUCCGCAACAUUGCCACUGACAUUUCGUUGCUUAGAAGAGAAUCUUGGAAUUGAUAGACGAGUAACGCGAUUCGUUUUACCCGUCGGGGCGACUAUCAACAUGUUAUCUUUUGGUCAAGUGGUUACAGUUAGCUUGACUGCCACCUUAGCUUCAGUUGGAGCAGCUUCUGUGCCUUCUGCUGGCCUUGUUACUAUGCUUAUUGUUCUCACAGCAGUUGGACUUCCUGUUAAAGACGUAUCUCUUAUAGUUGCUGUUGACUGGCUUCUUGAUCGCAUAAGGACAUCGAUUAAUGUUCUUGGUGAUGCGUUUGGAGCCGGAAUUGUUCAUCACUUUAGCCGUGAUCAUUUGGCUGCUAUGGAUGCAGAACAUAAACUUUCACAUCAAAUAUUUGAUGACCAUGGUAAUAGUGAACUAAUAGUUAACAAUAUUUAA